Molecule: messenger RNA, 717 nt
Organism: Acanthosepion pharaonis
Lineage: Eukaryota; Metazoa; Mollusca; Cephalopoda; Sepiida; Sepiidae
Source: the annotation of a GenBank genome assembly
AUGUGUGCUGGUAUUUGUUUAUUGUUCGAAUUCAUUUGUGUUUGUCUCAGGGAAAGAGUUUUUUUUUUCUACUUAUUAUUUAGAGAGAAACAUUUUCAUCAUGGGUCAUUUGCCUUCAUUUUUUUUGUCUCUGUUUUCUUUAACUUCUCUCUAGACGACUUUGACUUCUUUCUUUCUUUCUUUCUUUCUUUCUUGUACCUUUUUCUUUCUUUCUUUUUGUCACCUUUCUUUCUUUCUUUCUUUUUGUCACCUUUCUUUCUGGUACCGUUUUUUCUUGUUUUAAACCUUGACAUUUACCUUUUCUUCAUUUAUUUAUACUUUUUUUAUCUAUUUAUUUCUAUUACGUUUCUUUCUACAACCUUACCUUUUCUUUCUUUCUUUUUUUCUUUCUUUCUGUCUUUUUUUUUUCUUUCUUUCUUUCUUUCUUUCUUUCUUUCUUUCUUUCUGAUACCUUCUUUUUGCUUUCUUUCGUAUUCACACCUAUUAUCCUUCACUCUUUUCUUGAUAUACUCCACUAAUCUUAUUACUUCUUAUUAUCGCUCUUUUCAUCAAUCCUCUCUCUCUCUCUCUCUCUCUCUCUCUCUCUCUCUCUCUCUAUCUAUCUAUCUAUCUAUCUAUCUAUCUCUUACUAAUCCCCGCAACUUCCAUUUUCUUUCAAUCGACAUUUUCCCUUUUUUCUUCUCGCCAAAUUUCCAAAUCAAGCAAAUACAACCGUAG